Messenger RNA from Malassezia globosa CBS 7966, 1014 nucleotides. RefSeq lists its product as uncharacterized. The record is from RefSeq and is a predicted model, not a curated record. Lineage: Eukaryota; Fungi; Basidiomycota; Malasseziomycetes; Malasseziales; Malasseziaceae. Gene Ontology annotation, cellular component: membrane. Gene Ontology annotation, molecular function: metal ion transmembrane transporter activity. The transcript has a single exon. Gene Ontology annotation, biological process: zinc ion transport; transmembrane transport. Bases 1 to 1014 code for a protein of 337 amino acids.
AUGGGCACGUUACCCUUAGCAUUCCACUUGUCGCGUCAAAGUUUGAGGAAACUCGAACUCUGGGGUGCAGGACUCCUACUUGGCGCCGCUUUGACAGUUGUGAUCCCUGAGGGUAUUUCAAAUGUGUACAGGCAUCAAAUACCACCUCGUGAUGCGACUACAAGUCUGAUCAGCUCGAAAGAUCUUAUAGCAGUUUGCCUAUUGAGUGGAUUCCUGCUCAUGUUCAUUGUCGACCAGCAAAUGAUUGUCCACUCGAUAACGCGAGGCGAUUCCAGCGCACAGUUGCCUGUAAGAGAUGAUGUGUCGGAGUCAGGAGCGACCAUGAGAUGGCAGCCCAAUACAGGGACGCCACAGGUGCCAUUCCGCUCGGUCAUUGGCGGACUUCUGGGUGUCCUUGUGCAUGCAGGGGCAGAUGGCGUGGCUAUGGGCUCAUCAGUCGAGAGCUCGGACGUGUCACUGCGAGUGGUUGUGAUUCUGGCGAUCAUGGUGCACAAGGCGCCAGCAUCAAUCGGCAUUUGCACGCUUCUUAUGGCACGGCAACUACCGAAAUCUCAAAUCCGGCUUGCCGUGCUUGUGUUCGCUGUAACGACGCCUAUCUUUGCAUUUUUGACGUAUGGAAUCCUGCAAGCUUUGCUGUCAGCCACAGGUACCAAACCUGGCUUUAUUGGCACUCGUGACAUUGGUGCCAUUCUCUCGUUCAGUGGCGGCACGUUCUUGUAUGUCUCUAUUCAUGCUGUGAUGGAGCUGGCCUCCCCUGCAGCGAAUCUACAUGCACUUUCGAACCAGCGCGUCCAUCACCCACAUGAUCACGAUCAUCCUAUCCACGCACAUGCCACGGAAGCUCGUCGAUUGAGCGGCACGUCACCACCUCUGCCUUCAUUUCUUCAAGAACAUCCUACAGAUGAAAGCGAGCGCCUACUGAGUCAUUCUGCGUGGUCGCUUGUGUUUGUGGCUCUAGGCUCCGUUGUGCCGCGCCUCCUUCAGUUGGUUGUCGGUCACGACCACGACGGCUAA